AUGCAUAUGUGGCCUAUACCAGAGAAGCCGAAGACACCUGAGCCAGCUCCACCUCCGGAUCCUCCUGUACCAGAGGCUGCCGCUGCCCCUGAAGCUCUACCAGCACCCGAAGACGUGGCUGUCGCUGUUCCUGCUGAGGAGCCUAAGAAGAAAUCUGACUCAACAGGAGCAAAAAAGCCGCGAACAAGAGCGCCCGACCCGGGUGCGUUUGCCAUGUGGAUGGCGGGUGGUAACCGCCUAAAGCUUAGAUCGCGAUGGGAAGUGAACGCAGAACAUGUCAAUGGGUUUUGUAUGUUCUGCGAUAUCUUUCGCUUUUUAAGGCAGCCUGGGGCGAAUGCUAGAAGUUUGAACUUGAUCUAUCUAAGCUUCUCUGGGGGGGCAUGGCUUUUCCUCUCGCAUAGCCGAGAUUGGUUUCUCAUGCCUCAGGGUGGCAUCGCGCGCCCAAAUCCAUUUACAUUUUGUUUUUGUUUUUAG
Molecule: messenger RNA, 474 nt
Organism: Aspergillus oryzae RIB40
Lineage: Eukaryota; Fungi; Ascomycota; Eurotiomycetes; Eurotiales; Aspergillaceae
Exons: 3
Coding region: 1-474 (157 amino acids)
Source: RefSeq, a predicted model, not a curated record